Molecule: messenger RNA, 1407 nt
Organism: Perca fluviatilis (European perch)
Lineage: Eukaryota; Metazoa; Chordata; Actinopteri; Perciformes; Percidae
Gene: hspbp1
Product: HSPA (heat shock 70kDa) binding protein, cytoplasmic cochaperone 1
Exons: 8
Coding region: 203-1210 (335 amino acids)
Source: RefSeq, a predicted model, not a curated record
GCCAAUUUGGUUCAAGGUUUACGGUACAGCAUGGCAGCCUCCUUGCCACUCGUGAGAUCAGCUAACGUUACGUUAGCUAGAAUGUUCUUCUAGCGCAUUCAUGUAUCUGUGUUUAAAGGGAAGUUAACUUGUUUUAAAAAGACGCAGUGUGUCUAUUUUUUCCAACGCAGCUUCAUAGGACUCGUGUACAGCGGCGCACAUCAUGGCAGAAGACAGACCAACUAGGAGAUAUCCCCAGAACCUCCAGGGGGUCCUGCAGCUAGCAGUGGAUGUUGGUUCAGCCGCAGAGGGACCUGCCACUGUUGAACCCAUGUCAGAGGAGAGGAAGACAUGGCUGGGAGAUGCUCUUGCAGAAGUCUGUAAAGGCCCGAUGGAUGAAGUGGAGCAGAUAAAGCACUGCUUGGCCGUCUUACGCAAAGAGGGAAGGAGAGAAAGGGAGAGAGAAGGAGAGGAGGAAAGGGAUGAAGAGGAUGAAGAUGAGCGGGAAUCCGCCUUUGAAUUGCUGUCCGAGUUGUGUGAGAACCUGGACAAUGCUAGAGACCUAAUGACUCUUGGUGGACUGGAAUUGUGCCUCUCUCAGUAUCUGUGUCAUGCCCAAAGUGGACUGAGGUGGCGUGCUGCCCAUCUUAUCGCUACCUGUGCCCAGAACAUGUCGCAGGUGCAGGUCCACUUGUUUAGCAUCGGGGCACUGCCAAAACUGCUGCAGCUGACAGACUCGGACCCCCACCCCACCGUCAGAGUGAAAGCCCUUUAUGCUGUGUCGUGUCUGGUUCGAGAGCAGGAGGCAGGACUCCAGGCAUUCUUGUCCCAUGAUGGCUUCUCAAUGCUGAUGCGAGGCAUGCAGUCAGACAACGAGAAGCUCAGAACUAAGUCUGCAUUCCUUCUGCUCAACCUGCUCAUGUCACAUCCUGAAACGAAAGACACCGUUGUCUCCAUGGGUAUGGUACAGCAGCUGGUAUCUGUUCUUCGCACACCACACUCAGAUUUCCAUGAACAUGUGCUUGGCGCCCUUUGCUGUCUGGUGGAAGACUGUCCACAGGGACUCAAAGACUGCAGGAAUCCUGCUUUGGGUCUGGAGGAGUUACUCAGACAGCUAUCCAAAGAGCUCCAAGGAAAAGAAGAAAGCCAGGAAGAACUGGACUUCUGUGAGCGUUUGAGGGUUACUUGUUUCCGCGGGCAGCAGUCGGAUGACAAUGGGAUGGAUCGCUGAAGUCUUAUUUACCUCACCUGUGUUGGUAUCAGUGUGCAAAGAUGUUAACAGAACAUUUAUGAUCUGGAUCGUAGAUGUUAAGCAACGUUUUUGUCUGUUAGGACAGAUGCUGUCCAUAAUUUGCAUGCAAUGCAGGAGCUGGAUUGUACUGUGUAAAUAGCUCUAAUGUAUAAAAGUACUUCUCAAGUCAGCUGCUA